This is a messenger RNA of Anopheles marshallii, 192 nucleotides long. RefSeq lists its product as uncharacterized. The record is from RefSeq and is a predicted model, not a curated record. The transcript has 2 exons. NCBI's taxonomy places the organism in Eukaryota, Metazoa, Arthropoda, Insecta, Diptera, Culicidae. The coding region runs from base 1 to 192 and encodes 63 amino acids.
AUGAAGCUGCUAAUUGUGUCCUUCGCUCUGUUUGUUCUGGCUGUGACGCUCGUGUCGGCGCUGCCAGCCGUCCAGGAUGAGUCCAUUCUCGGUGGGGACGUGUUCGAGGCGGAAGUAGACAGCUUCAACCCGCAAGAUCCGCAGGCCUUCCUGAAGCUGAAGAAGUUGAAGAAACUGCUCUUCCUCGGUUAA